This is a messenger RNA of Notolabrus celidotus (New Zealand spotty), 5802 nucleotides long. RefSeq names its product sortilin related VPS10 domain containing receptor 3b (gene sorcs3b). Gene Ontology annotation, cellular component: membrane. Gene Ontology annotation, molecular function: protein binding. The record is from RefSeq and is a predicted model, not a curated record. The transcript is spliced from 26 exons. Lineage: Eukaryota; Metazoa; Chordata; Actinopteri; Labriformes; Labridae. The coding region runs from base 153 to 3206 and encodes 1017 amino acids.
CAUUGGCAUUACACUCUGCACGAGGCUGAUACUUAUUAGUAAAAGGAUGUAGCAGGCAUGUUGAAUUCAUUCCACGUCAUUAUGUAUGCUUGUGUAUGCAAAGGUUUUUAAGUGCUGACUUUGACAUGUAAUCACACAUACAUGUUACUGUUAUGUUGCAGGUGAUCCUGAUCUUGACUAAGCUGUAUGACUUCAACCUGGGGGCUGUUACCGAGAGCUCACUCUGGAGAUCGACUGAUUACGGAAGCACCUACACCAAGCUCAACGACAAAGUGGGCUCAAGGACGGUUUUAAGUUACCUGUACGUCUGCCCUACCAACAAACAGAAGAUAAUGAUGCUUAGCGACCCAGAGGUAGAGAGCGCUGUUCUCAUCAGUUCAGAUGAAGGGGCAAGCUUUGAGAAGCAUACCAUUAACUUCAAUAUCCUGAGCCUGCUCUUCCACCCUGCACAGGAGAACUGGAUACUGGCCUACAGUCAUGACAGCAAGCUGUACAGCUCAAUGGACUUUGGGAGGAAAUGGCAGCUUGUGCACGACAACGUGAUGCUGGGCCGAUUCUACUGGGCGGUAAUGGGGCUGGACAGAGAAUCUGAUGUGGUCCACAUCGAGACGCGCAUCGCAAAAGGCCGCGCCCAGUACGUGAAGUGCAGAGCCCAGCGCUGCACAGAAGCCAACAGACAGUACCUCUUUCCGGGACACGUGGACACUAACUCGCUGGUUGUGCAGGAUGAAUAUGUUUUCACACAGGUAACAAAGUCAGGACGAGCCAGCUACUUUGUCUCCUACAUGAGGGAAUCAUUCAAGAGGAUGAAAUUACCUAAAUAUUGUCUGCCAAAGGACAUGCACAUCAUCAGCACAGACGAGAAGCAAGUGUUUGCAGCAGUCCAGGAGUGGAAUCAGAAUAACACUUACAGCCUGUACAUCUCCGACUCUCCGGGGGUCUACUUCACCCUGUCAUUAGAGAACCUGAGAACCAGCAGAGGACCUGCUGGCAACCUCCUCGUAGACUUUUAUAAGGUCGAGGGGAUAAACGGCAUGUAUCUUGCCAACAAACUGGUGGACAUUCACAUCAAGACUUUUAUCACCUACAACAAGGGACAAACAUGGGCCCUUCUGCCAGCUCCCGCUGCUGAUGUUGUGGGAAAUAACCUUCACUGCAUCCUGCCAUUUUGCUCGCUACAUCUUCAUCUGGAGAUGUCGGAGAAUCCCUACACAUCCGGACCCAUCACCAGCAAAAAGUCUGUGCCGGGCAUCAUCGUGGCUACAGGGAAUAUCGGAACAGAGCUGUCCUCUACCAACCUUGGGAUGUUUAUAUCAUCAGAUGCAGGGAAUAGCUGGAGACAGAUUUUUGAUGAAGAGCACAAUGUCUGGUUUCUGGAUAAUGGUGGAGCUUUGCUGGCUGUGUUGCAUGCAGCCACACCAAUCCGACACUUGUGGAUCAGUCUAGACGAAGGAAAGAAAUGGGACCGGCACAGUUUCUCCCUGGCUCCUCUGUAUGUGGAUGGAGUUUUAAUGGAGCCAGAAUCUGACAAUCACAUUAUCACUUUCUUUGGACACUUCAGUCAUCGCUCUGAGUGGCAGCUGAUCAAGAUCGACUACAAGGGUCUGUUUAGCAGGAGAUGCAUGGAUGGAGAUUACCAGACAUGGCACCUGCACAACAAGGGGGAGCUGUGCGUGAUGGGCGAGAAGCAGAUCUAUAUGAAGCGAAGGCCAGGGAACCGUUGCAUGCUGGCCCAGGACUAUUCAAGAAUUUACUCCUCAGAGCCCUGCCCCUGCACAUCCUAUGAUUUUGAAUGUGACUACGGGUGGGAGCGCCAGGUGGAUGGGAAGUGUUCCCCUGCUUUUUGGUUUAAUCCAAAUGGGGCAGCUAAGAGCUGCAGCACCAGCCAAAGCUUUCUUAACAGCACAGGGUAUCGUAAGGUUUUAUCCAACAACUGUAAAGAAGGAGGGAGGAACGUGUACUCACCAAAGAGGCAGGCAUGUCGUCCAAGACCGCCUCGAGGACUCCGGCUCUCCACCAGUCAGGGAGAGCUCAGUGCCAGUGUUGGAAUCAACGUUACCUUCAUGGUGUACCUAGAUGAUGGAGACUCGCUGAGGACCAGCAUUCAGCUUGACUUCGGGGAUGGCAUCAAGAUCACAUACUCUAACCUGAGCAGGACCGACGAUGGCAUCAAGCACAUCUACAGAACAACUGGGAUUUACCGAGUGUCAGCUUCUGCGGAGAACAGCCAGGGAUCUGACAGCAGCACAAUAUUUUUACACAUCACCAGUCCAGUGGAGCGUGUUUAUCUCUCCGCUCCUAUCGUGACCAUCAGGGGGAAGGAGGCUAAUCUGACUGCCGUGGUUUGGCCGAGCCACACCAGAAUAUUGACCUUCUUCUGGUGGUUUGACAACAGCUCCGAGCCCAUUAUAACCUUGGAGGGAAGCAUCUCAUACACGUUUCAGAAAGAGGGGAAAAACAAGGUCACGGUCCAGGUUGCUUCUGGGAGCACCAUCAUACAGGAUUCAAAAGUUCUAACUGUUAAAGAGUUCUUCAGGUCCCUGCUGUUGUCGUUCUCGCCAGCUCUUGACGAGCACAAUCCUGACAUCCCUGAGUGGAGGGAGGACAUAGGGCGUGUGGUACGGACAGCUCUGUCACAGGUGUCUGGAGUCUCUGAAGAUCAGCUGCUGGUGUCAUUGUACCCUGGUCUCCCAAGUACAGCAGAGCUCUUUAUCCUCCCUGAUGAGCAUAUGUCAAGUGAACAUAAGAGGAGCAAUGAGGAAGCCCUAGAGACGAUAUCAAAUAUUUUUGUCACUGCCCUGAACCAAGGCCUGAUCCAGUUUGAGCUGAAAGCUGAUAUUCGCAUCAUUGUGUACAUGACUCAGCAAACUUUGGCGCCACUUGUGGAUUCAAACUCCAUCCACAGUGGGUCUGCCAUGUUGAUGCUGCUCACGGUUGUGUUCGUUGGUUUAGCAGCAUUCUUCAUCUACAAGUUUAAAAGAAAAAUCCCAUGGAUCCACGUUCAGACUGAGGACAGUCAGGAGAAGGAUCCGGAGGUGAUCAGUACAGUCGGUCAGAAUGACAACAUGACAAAAGUGAAGCUCAGCGAAUUUCCCUCGCCAAAAGAACUCAUGGAGAAAGAGCUGGAGGCCAGGAGCCGAGGUGGAAUUGGGAGAAAUAUGGAGAGAAUUGUCACAAGGGAGUUUCCAAACUGUACUAAUGUCUAAGACAUGAGCUGUCACUCAGUAAGUACAGAUUGUUGUGUUACAGUUGUGCUGAACUUGUUUGCUUUGCUGGCAUUGUUUAUUUAUUUUUUUGAUUUAUUUCACAUAUAUAGCUGCUAUUGUUCAAAGUCAUGUUUUUACUCACAUAGACUCAAUAUCUACUUCACAAUACUUGAUGAAGAUCAGUCCUUUGAGCCAGGCUCCAGGGCCUCUAGUUUGAGGGCGGUGAAAUGAAGAAGUUAGUGAAAGUCUACGGGUACCCAGAAUAAAAAUUAGCUACUUAGCUGUACAUUGAAAACAUUGUUGUUGUGUUUUUACAAAUAUGUUAUGGUAUUUCAUGAGAUUUUGAAAAAAAAAAGUCCAAUUGUGGCUCAAUGUUUCAUUAUUCCUCUUCUAACAAAAACUGUAGAGGAAAACCACAGUGGCCAGCUAACCGAUCUGCAAUAUCUUGAACAAUCUUCAUCAGGAGAAAUGUGCUGCAAGUUAAGAAACGAUGCAUGCAAGAGAACAAAACAAACGCAUGACAGAAAUGUACUGCAAAUUUUAACAUAUUUGGUAUACAAAGAGUCAAAACAGCUGCACUGGCAGCACACACACUCUGUGUAUUAAUGAUGCAAAUUCAGAAAACGUGCUAAAGAAGCAUGCUGCAAAUCAAGAUAAGAAAAUGGAAGUGCUCCAGUCCUCUAGGAGGUGCUCAAUGGAACAGUAUAUUAACUUUUUUUUCUGCAGGCCUGCUCUCCAUAUACAGAGGCUUUGGCCCUUGACGCAGGUGGACUGUGUUCGAAUCUAUCCUAAAGCUCUGUAAUGCAUGCCACCUCACACUGUCCUACCUUCUAAAAAUAAAGACAUAAAGGCCUCAAAAAUAAACUUGAAUUAAAGUUUUUUAGACUCUGAGUAACAUUACAAUAACAGAGUUGAGCUUGCUCACUCACUCUGUCCCAUCAAUACAAAUCAAUAGUAAAUGUUAUGUGUUCUAAACUGUUCCACUAAGUGCCCCUAAAGGCCUGGAGCACUUCUUGGUAACGUCUUGAUUCGCUGUGUUUCUUCUGUUUGUGUUUUCUGUGUUCUGCUUUGUGUAUGUAUUUGCAGCAUGUUUGCUGUUCAUGCAGCUCUUUUUCAUGUGUUUCUGACUUUGCAUCGCUUCUGGAUUUGCAGCACAAUUCUCACAAUGCAGAUUGUUUGGGCUGUUGCUGGUCGGUUAGCUUUAUCCACCACCGUAGAGAAAUCAAACUUAAAAAGCAUUUAAAAGCAGCAUGUUGCUGUUCUUCAUAAAGUCCUUAUCUAAAUGAAUAAGUACAUACAACUCUCAGUACACAUAGAAAGGCUUGGUGAGCUUAACUUCAUGUAUAAGUUUGAUAAAGUUCAUUUGAACUCAAGUUUAGCCAACUAAGCUCAGAGUGCUCAUUUUUUGUAACCAAUGUAGUUAAGCUGAACUUUGCACACAUGGGCAAGUUUGUCUAAACCUGAGGUGUGUUCAGAUAAAUUGUCUGUAAGUGUAUGUUUUAUCUUUUGACAGCAGAAAGCAAUUGCACUAUUGACUUAUCCAAACUAGUUAUAAAGUCAACAGUACAGUAUUCUCCUGCACUUUAAAUGGACCAUUGUUCACAUGGUCAUAUGCAUUCAUUCUUCAUAAGACUCUUCAUAAGGGUUCAUAACUCUUUGAAUGUGCUUGAAACACAGUAGAGGACCCUCAAGUUGGAGUGAAGUAAGGGUUCAUGAUUGAACAACAGUAACCUUGUAUUUUGUUUGUAUAUCUUGUGAGAUUUUUUGUACCCUGAAGGGAAAAACCAACCCUUAACAAAAGUAAAAAGAAGCAAAGCUGGCCGUUUAAAGGCAAGAACAAAGUUAAUAGAUUGUUUAAGUUUGGUCAAUAUUCCGCUCUGUUGGGUAAGACCUCUCUCUGAUCACCCUCUGGAAGAACAACAUUUACCGCCCUCAAACUAGAGGUCUUUGAGUUGUAAAUAUAAACUAAUGAAUAUUUAUCAAUACAUUAAACUGUCAACAUUUGACUUUGUGAAUGCUCAUGAGAAAGACACGUAUAGUUCUGCUCUGUAAGAUAAAAUGGUGCUCUCAAUGACUGUUUCUCAGAUGAUGUUACUCAACACUAAUGUGAAAUAAAGGACAGGGAAGUCUGGCCUUAGAGGUGGAAACUUUGAAGUAAAAAGCUUGUACAUAAAAAGAGAUGGAAUGUAAAUCUAUACAGUAGCUUCAUCCCACCUUAUUGUAAAGUCAACUCACUGCACAGACAGAGUUUUCAUGACUUAAAGUGUCACAAUGAACUGUUUCUUUUCAUUUAUUUAUUCAAUUUCUAACAGUGGCAUGCCCUGAUAAUCUUUGAUACCAGAUUUAAGACUAUAUUAGGGUGAGCAAGUGCUGUAUAUACUCCAUGGCUGGUUUUGAAGUUUACUUGACACAUUAAACAUAUAAGUAAACACCUUGUCUAAUAGUCUAGUCGUGCAAUUGCCGAAAGUUGUGCAUGAUCUAUGAUAUUGUUCAUUUUUGUUGAUGAUAUAAAAAUCGUCUUGUUUUAAAUCAUAUUUCUUACUGUGAACAAAUUGCCAUUUUAAAAUUGUUCAAAAUAAAUGUAUUUUUAUAUGGA